This is a messenger RNA of Notothenia coriiceps (black rockcod), 546 nucleotides long. Its product is annotated as cullin-9-like. Lineage: Eukaryota; Metazoa; Chordata; Actinopteri; Perciformes; Nototheniidae. The record is from RefSeq and is a predicted model, not a curated record. The annotation marks the transcript as partial. The transcript has 4 exons.
AUUAUUUGAUUUCACAUUCUGUUCUUGUACACAGCAUGUUCUCUUCACAUGUAUGCAGAGUUCCUGCAGUGUGUGUUAUGUCUGUAUUCUCUCUGGGCUCAGGCGCACUACCCGGCCUCCUGCUCCCACAUGUCUCAGUGGAUGGACGACGGAGGGUACUACGACGGCAUGAACAUGGAGGCUCAGAGCAAACACCUGGCCAAGCUCAUCUCCAAGCGCUGCCCGAGCUGCCAGGCGCAGAUCGAGAAGAACGAGGGCUGCCUGCAUAUGACCUGCGCUAAGUGCAACCACGGGUUCUGCUGGCGCUGCCUGAAACCAUGGAAACCCACUCACAAAGAUUACUACAACUGCUCCGCCAUGGUGAGUAAAGCGGCGCGGCAGGAGAAGAAGUUCCAGGAUUACAACGAGAGAUGCACCUUCCACCACCAGGCCAAGGAUUUUGCGAUGAACCUGGAGAACAAGGUGUCGUCAGUGAACGAAGCUCUGCCGAUGAAGACUCUGACCUUCGUCAUCGACGCCUGCAAGACCCUCGCUCAGGCCCGCAAG